AUGGAGGGCACUGUCGAGACGUUGGAUAAUGCGCUGUCGUCGAAGUACAAGGCCUCGACGGAUUAUGCCAAGCUUGCUGCAGGAAUGAAGGUUCCUUAUCUCAGCCAAGAUCCGCAUGAAACCUCUACUGUGAUCAACGGCCUCGAGGAAUGCAGCAAGAGGGGCAAGGGCCGCGGUGGGUUCAGUGCGAAGAAGACGAAGUACGCCGUUGCCUCGUCCCCAACAGGCAUCAUAGUCGACUCGUGGCGGUUUCAGGAGCACGACUACAAGCGCCGGGACCUGCCCACCUAUGCCCGCGGCCUGUUCACCACGAGGACCAAGCAAGGCGUUCCCGAGAUCGCCGUUCGUGGUUACGACAAGUUCUUCAACAUCGGCGAAGUGCGCGAGACCUCGUGGGACCACAUUUUCGAGCGGACAAAGGGCCCUUAUGAGCUCAGCCUGAAGGAAAACGGCUGCAUCAUCUUCAUCAGCGGCCUCGAGGAUGACACACUACUCGUCUGCAGUAAGCACUCGACAGGAGACCGCUCCGACGUCGCCGUCAGCCAUGCCAACGUGGGAGAGCGACACCUCGAGCGGCAGCUUCAGCGUAUCGGCAAGACCAAGCAGGACUUGGCCCGGGAACUGAGGAAGCGGAACGCGACUGCCGUCGCCGAGCUCUGCGAUGACAGCUUCGAGGAGCACAUUCUAGCCUACGGCCCGGAUAAGGCCGGGCUUUACCUCCACGGGAUCAACAUUAACAUCCCUGGCUUCAUGACAUAUCCUUCCCCUCUCGUUCAGAAGUUCGCCGACGACUGGGGCUUCAUCAAGACGGGCCUGAUCAUAAUAGACGACGUUCAAACUGUCAAGGCCUUCCUGGAGGAGGUAGCAGAGACAGGUGCCCAUGAUGGCCGGGAUGUUGAAGGCUUUGUCAUUCGCUGCAAGAUGACUACCAACCCGGGCGUGGCCCCGUAUCAAGACUGGUUCUUCAAGUACAAGUUUGAGGAGCCGUACUUGAUGUAUCGUCAGUGGCGAGAGGCAACCAAGGCGCUCAUCGGGGGCAAGCAGUUCAAGCUCAGGAAACACGUCAAGAUCACCGAGGAGUACCUGCUUUACGUCCGAAAACGUCUUGCCGCCGACCGAACCUUGGGCAAGGCCUAUCUGCAAAACCACGGCAUCAUCAAGUUGCGCAAUGACUUCUUGGAGUACAAGAACCUGAGGGGAUCUGAUGCUGCCAAUUUGGAAGACCUUGACGGUGGGGCUUCCAGCGUCGAUCGCGAUAUCAUUCUGGUGCCUAUUGCCACAAUCGGCUGUGGCAAGACCACCAUCGGGCUUGCACUUAGCAGCUUAUUUGGCUGGGGUCAUAUUCAGAACGACAACAUUACUGGCCCCAAGCGGCCCCCGCGUUUUACCAGGGCACUCUUGGACGAGUUGGACGAACAUGCAGCCGUAUUUGCCGACCGCAACAAUGCCAUGAAACACGAGAGGAAGCAGCUGAUUAACGAUGUCAAGAUGCAGCAUGCGACGGCCAGACUGGUCGCCCUGAACUUCGUCCAUAAUGACAUCGACAAGAUUCGACAGGUAACCCAAGACCGGGUGCUGGCCCGUGGUGACAACCAUCAGACCAUCCAGGCCGCCACAGAUAUGGGCAAGGUUGUUGGCAUCAUGGAGGGCUUCAUCAAACGGUUUGAGCAUUGCGAUAUCGAGAAGGAGCCCGACGCCGGUUUCGAUGCUGUCAUCGACCUUGAUCCCACUGCAGGCAGCCGAGAGAAUUUGGAGAUUGUCGUCAAGGAGCUACAUCGCCAAUAUCCCAAUUUCGUCAAAGAGAUACCCUCCGCUGAGGACAUGGACAAGGCCAUUCAAGCGGCUCUCGAUGGCUACAAGCCCGACAUGCGGCACAUCAUCCCCGAUCGCUCGCGAAACGACAGCAAAAAGAACAACAAGCAGCAGCAGCAAGCCGCAGAAAAGCCACAAAAGAAGAAACCGCUCGAAUACAUGUCGGUCGACCUCACCACCAACGACAUACUCGCCGCCCUCGAGAAGACCUUCUCCCCCAAUCUUUCCGCAUCCCAAACCCGCUUCUUCAAACAACUCCAGGGUGCCCGCCGCGUCCAGCCCAAAUUUCACGUCACGCUCAUGCACCGCGCCUCGGCCAAGGAGCACCCAGAACUCUGGAAGCGGUACAUGUUCCUCCAGGAAACCGACGGCGCGAUCCACCCGGACGGCAAGCUGGGCGAGCUGCAGGUCCAGCUGGAGCGCGUGGUGUUUGACGACCGCAUCAUGGCCAUCGUCGUGCGCCUCGUGCCCACCAGUCCAGAGGACGAGAACAUUAACGCCGGCGACGUGUCCCUCCCCGCCAAGCCCAAGUGGGAGUGCGUUAACCGGGUGGCUCAUGUCACGGUGGGGACGCGGGACGAUGGCGUCAAGCCCAAAGAGAGCAAUGACCUGCUCGCGCGGUGGUUGAAGGAUGGCAGUGGGGAGAAAACGGGGAUUGGGGAGCUGCUGAUUGAGGGGAAGCCGAUGGUCAAGGGGAUCGUCAGGGGUGUGCUGUCAAAGUAG
Molecule: messenger RNA, 2535 nt
Organism: Parathielavia appendiculata
Lineage: Eukaryota; Fungi; Ascomycota; Sordariomycetes; Sordariales; Chaetomiaceae
Product: tRNA ligase
Exons: 1
Coding region: 1-2535 (844 amino acids)
Biological process (GO): tRNA splicing, via endonucleolytic cleavage and ligation
Cellular component (GO): nucleus
Molecular function (GO): ATP binding; phosphoric diester hydrolase activity; RNA ligase (ATP) activity
Source: RefSeq, a predicted model, not a curated record